AUGCCAAUUAAUAUUAUUACUAAUUCUCAUCAUUCACGAAAGAGUAUCAUUCAUCAUUUUAUUCAACAUCGACAUCAAAAAAAACGUCGUCAUACAAUUAAAACUAUCAAUCCUGUCAUUCCAUUAAAUCGAACAAAUUCAGCACCUCAUAUACUAUUUUCAACAUCUACAACUUUAACUCCUACGACUACAAUUCGAACUAAUAAUUCUGAACAACAACAACAACAACAACAACCAACAAAAAAUGUUGGAACAUGGUUUAAAUCAUCAUCAAUAGGUCGUUUUGUUAAAUCAUUUGGUAGACAUUCUCGUCAAAAUCAAAAAGUUACUAAUUCAAAAACUCGAAGAAUAAAAUCUCAUCGAUCAUCGACAAUAGAAAGACUAUCGGAAAUUAUAUUUUAA
Messenger RNA from Adineta steineri, 402 nucleotides. Lineage: Eukaryota; Metazoa; Rotifera; Eurotatoria; Adinetida; Adinetidae. The record is from the annotation of a GenBank genome assembly.